Messenger RNA from Mugil cephalus (flathead mullet), 1701 nucleotides. It is a transcript of the gene ppp1caa, whose product is annotated as protein phosphatase 1, catalytic subunit, alpha isozyme a. Lineage: Eukaryota; Metazoa; Chordata; Actinopteri; Mugiliformes; Mugilidae. Bases 217 to 1215 code for a protein of 332 amino acids. Gene Ontology annotation, cellular component: cytoplasm; nucleus. The record is from RefSeq and is a predicted model, not a curated record. The transcript has 8 exons. Gene Ontology annotation, molecular function: protein serine/threonine phosphatase activity.
GUUCGGUUUGAUUCAGCCUCCUGUUACCGUAGAUGUUUCGGUACAAACGGCCCUCUUUUAAAGUUCCUGGGGGUAGAGUGGACCACGAUUGAACUCAGAGGAUAAAUAUUUACACAUUCUUUCAUCCCAGGAGGAGGAUUGGUAGUAAACAGAAGCCAAGGUGCUGCUCAGAAAACCGAGGUCUCGACUGCCCGAGAACGUCAGAAAAUAAGGAAAAUGGCGGAGCCGGACAAAUUAAACAUUGACUCUAUAAUUCAGCGUCUCUUGGAAGUCAAGGGUUCUCGACCAGGGAAAAAUGUCCAGCUGACAGAGAACGAGAUCCGUGGCCUUUGUCUCAAGUCCCGUGAAAUCUUCCUCAGCCAGCCCAUCUUGCUUGAACUGGAGGCUCCCCUCAAAAUCUGUGGUGAUGUCCACGGUCAGUACUAUGAUCUGCUCCGGCUUUUUGAAUAUGGAGGCUUCCCCCCAGAAAGCAACUACCUGUUUCUGGGUGACUAUGUAGACAGAGGAAAGCAGUCACUGGAGACUAUCUGCCUGCUUUUAGCCUACAAGAUCAAAUACCCAGAGAACUUUUUCCUGCUUCGUGGCAACCAUGAAUGCGCCUCCAUUAAUCGAAUCUACGGCUUUUAUGAUGAGUGUAAGCGACGGUAUAACAUUAAGCUGUGGAAGACCUUCACAGACUGCUUCAAUUGUUUACCUGUGGCUGCCAUUGUAGAUGAGAAAAUCUUCUGCUGUCAUGGAGGCCUCUCUCCUGAUCUUCAGUCGAUGGAGCAGAUCCGCAGAGUAAUGCGACCCACAGACGUGCCCGACCAGGGUUUAUUGUGUGACCUGCUGUGGGCCGAUCCAGACAAAGACGUGCUGGGCUGGGGCGAAAACGACCGCGGUGUCUCCUUCACAUUCGGGGCAGAUGUGGUGGCCAAAUUUUUGCACAAACAUGACAUGGACCUAAUAUGCAGGGCGCAUCAGGUGGUUGAAGACGGUUAUGAGUUUUUUGCAAAGAGGCAACUGGUCACGCUUUUCUCGGCCCCCAACUACUGUGGAGAGUUUGACAAUGCUGGUGCCAUGAUGAGUGUGGAUGAAACACUCAUGUGCUCCUUUCAGAUUCUGAAACCAGCAGAUAAGAAAUUGUAUCCUUACGGAGGAGGGGGAGGAAUGGGAUCUGGGAGACCGGUCACUCCCCCACGAAAUUCAGCCAAGGCUGCUAAGGCCAAGAAAUAACACCUGUCGGGUCCCCUGCCCACAACCUGCCACCCCCUGUCGGCCCAACGCUCUCUUUUCCUCUACCUCCCAAACUUGUUUCUCCCUCGUCACCAAACGGCAACAAAGAAAACAAGUGUCCAGGGUUCAAUCAUGUUUUUUCUCUGAAACUAUUUUUAAUUGUUUGUUUGGCUAUUUGCGUGCAAUUUUUAUGUAUGAGCGUGUGUAAAAAGUGAGAGUGAUGAUGAUGAUGAUGGAGCUGCUGUAUCCUGUGUGUAUGUCUUUUCUUCCUCCUGUGCCCUCUUUUCUGUUUUCCUGUCAGUUUUGUAGAAAUGGCUUCUUUCCAUUCGUUAUGUAAAUUCAAACCUGGCUGCAGGGGAGGAGAGAAAGAGGGAUAGAGAGAAAAGAGUCUUAGCUGUUUAUGUUAAGCCUCUGCACUGUUUAAUGCUAAACACAAGCUUUUGUACAUCCUGUUUCAGAGGUCCGUGUAUGUCUGUGGGUGGGUGG